Molecule: messenger RNA, 1503 nt
Organism: Dentiscutata heterogama
Lineage: Eukaryota; Fungi; Glomeromycota; Glomeromycetes; Diversisporales; Gigasporaceae
Source: the annotation of a GenBank genome assembly
CACAUUAAAAUGAAAGAACAGGUUCUCGAAACGGCUCCUCGAAAAAUCAAACAUAUUCAAUUCAGUGUGCUUUCUCCACAAGAGAUCGUCAAAAAUGCACAACUGGCCAUUACUCAUCGCGAUCUUUUCAAUGAGAAUCGAGCUCCAAUGGAAAAUGGUGUCCUAGAUACGCGCUUGGGAACUUCAGAUCAUGACAUACUUUGCGAAACAUGUGGUGAAAGAAUGGCUCAGUGUAUUGGCCAUUUCGGUUAUGUCAAGCUGGUUUUACCAGUAUUUCACAUUGGUUAUUUUAAAGCUGUUAUCAAUAUGUUGCAAAAUAUUUGUAAGUCAUGUAGUCACGUCUUAUUGGAAGAAGACGACAGGCGAUCUUAUUUGAAACGAAUAAGAAGUUGUAAAGAGUCUGCAGCACGUGCAAAAAUAGAAAAAUCUAUAAAUUUAUUAUGUAAAAAAACAGUAGAAUGUCCGUACUGUCAUGCGAUUAAUGGUUCUGUAAAAAAAGUUGGCGCAAUUAAAAUUGUUCACGAAAAGUUUAAACCAAAGAAAGCGGUUGAUGAACAAGAAAUUUUUAAAAGUACUUUCAUUAAUGCUGUAGAAACCAUGCCAGAAUUAAAAGCGCAUUUACAUAAGGCACAAGAAGAUCUGAAUGCAAUGAAAGUACUCGAUAUAUUUAAAAAAAUAUCCGAUGAUGAUUGUGAACUACUCGGUUUGGAUCCACAAAACGCGAGGCCUGAACUUUUUAUAUGGCAACGAAUUCCAGUACCACCUGUUGCAAUUCGUCCUUCAAUUGCUCAAGAUAACGCGAGACAUUAUUAUGUAACUACAUUAUUAUUUUCAACUCUCCAACUUUUUUAUUCGGAAGAUGAUUUGACUGUGAAAUUAUCUGAAAUUGUCCAGACGAAUACUAAUAUUGCUGCAGCUUUGAGUAAAGGAAUCACUAUCUCACAGUUGGUGGAACAAUGGGAUUAUUUACAGCUAACAGUCGCAAUGUACAUUAAUAGUGAAAUGCCAGGGCUUGGGAAUAUGGCGGUAGCAAAGCCGAGUAGGGGUUUAUGCCAGCGAUUAAAAGGAAAGCAAGGAAGAUUUCGUGGAAAUUUAUCUGGAAAGCGUGUUGACUUUUCAGGCAGAACAGUAAUUUCACCUGAUCCUAAUUUGCGAAUUGAUGAGGCAUCAGUACCUGAGCUAGUUGCGAAGGUUUUGACUUAUCCGGAAAGAGUAUUUGCACAUAAUAUAGAGAAAUUACGCAAGUGUAUAAUGAAUGGUUCAGAUGUGCAUCCUGGUGCAAAUUUUGUCAAAAAUAUGUCCGGAGGGAAAAGAUACCUUAAAUACGCAGAUCAAUCAGCAAAAGACGCAUGCGCUGCUGAACUACAAAUUGGUGAUGUAGUAGAACGUCAUUUGAGGGAUGGCGACGUGGUUCGUGUUAAGCCGUGGCGAACAUUUCGUUUCAACGAAUGCGUAUGUACGCCUUAUAAUGCCGAUUUUGAUGGUGAUGAAAUGAAUCUUCAU